This is a messenger RNA of Paecilomyces variotii, 2130 nucleotides long. Its product is annotated as RNA polymerase III RPC4-domain-containing protein. Gene Ontology annotation, molecular function: DNA binding. Gene Ontology annotation, cellular component: RNA polymerase III complex. Lineage: Eukaryota; Fungi; Ascomycota; Eurotiomycetes; Eurotiales; Thermoascaceae. The coding region runs from base 244 to 1992 and encodes 582 amino acids. Gene Ontology annotation, biological process: transcription by RNA polymerase III. The transcript has a single exon. The record is from RefSeq and is a predicted model, not a curated record.
AAGACAGUCACCCCUCCCCCUCCUUCGCGCCUUCGUUAUUAUUCGUUUCUGAGUUGAUCAAUUCCGGUCAUUACCAGGGCAUUUGAACUACUGGUCUUAACGCUUGGAUUUGAGAUCCUUUUUAAGGAGGGAUAUUGUCGUUGGAUACUGUUUGAUCGGUCUGAAAUUGUUCAUGGCCUAGCUUUUUACGACUCGCUACGUUCCUCGUCCCUCUCUCUCUUUCAAGAAGCGUUAACCACCACCAUGCCUCCUAAGGCUGCUCCUCGCAGAGCGCCAGGACGGCGCCCGGGGACCGCUGGUGAAUCUUCCGCCGAACCCACUCCCCAGAAUGCCUCUGCCUCGACGUCUGAAGCGCGAGCGACGCCGACUCCAGGACCAGCGAGCGCCUCUGGCCGUCCUCCAGUGCAGCGUCUCCAAUCCCUGAAGAAGGGCACACCGAGCGGAAGCAUUGCGCGGGCGCAGUCCUCCGGUCUCGGUAACGAUGGUCCCCAGAAGCCAGUAUUGAAGUACCAGCCGCGUGCGGUGGGUAGAAGGAGCAAAGAAGAGCGAGAGGCGAUGGAGAAACUCGAGGCAGAGAGACUUCGUGAGCGGUUGGCGGAAGCGGCGGCCAUUCAGAGGGGAAGAGGAAAUCUUACACGAGGCAGGGGAGGGGCUAGAGGACGAGGUGGAUUCUUGGGCUCAGAUGUGGGCGGGCCUCUGGGAUCAGCUUUGGGAGGUAAGCGUGGUCGUGGGGGUCGCUUUGGGACAGAUUCAAGAGCUUCGUCUAUGUCCAGACGGAGUAAGUCCGUCAUUGGCGGAGCCAGCGGUGCUGGUGAUAUAUCGUCCGACGAGAGUGACUCCGGGAUCCGAGUCAGUAUCGAUCAGAUCAAUCUGAACAGUGAUGAAGAAUUCGAUGGAGUGGAUGAGUCCAAGGGCAAGGGCAAAAUGCCCGUCAAGGGCGCUGGACGAGGCAGGGAUAGGGGACUACGGCCGAUUCGAGUUGAGCGUCAUGAGCACGAAGACCGCGUUGUGAGCGUCAAUAUGGACGGGAGCGCCAGUACAUCAGCAGACUUGCGACGUCAAGCUCAGGAGAAGGCAGGUGAUGACAAUGCACUCUUUGUGGAAGAAGAGGUUACGCCACAGCCGACAGAUACAGAACCACAUAUCAAGAAGGAACCUACGGAUGGAGAUGAGAUCAUGACAGAUGCCAUUCCACGUGCUGAAGAAGCGGGUGAGACAUCCUUCAUCUCCGACGACGGCUUCCUCCCAACACAAAAAGUGAAAGUGCGUAGGAAGGUCAGCAUCAAAGACAAAGAGAAGGAAAAGGAAACGGCCCCGGCAGCAAAGGAUCCCCGCAGCCUGCUACGAACCAAAGAAGAGAUCGAAGAGUUUGAGCGCCACGAGAACGACCUGAAAGCUAUGAUUGACCUGCUGGCGGUAGAGGAGAAGCCGUCAGUGCUAGAGCCUGCGGUUGAAGCCGGAGAGGCCGGAGAAGCUGGAGCAGAGGCAGCAGAGAAGGAGCUCUCUACCGAAGAGCAGCUUGCCAAGGACAAGCACGCUGGUCAACUAUUCCUGCUUCAGUUCCCUCCUAUGACCCCGAACUUGAUUGCUGAAGGGGCAGAUGGCGCAGACGGUGGUGAACCCUCCGCGGAGACCGACCAUCCAGAUGGAACUGGCAUCGAGGGGAACGGAGCGGAAGUGGAGGAAAUUGAAGCCAAGACAGUCUCCCGGGAACCGGCCAAGGUCGUGACCGCGGCCAACCAGAAUCUCCGCGCAGGACGAGUUGGCAAGCUGAACCUACAUGCUUCAGGACGGGUGACGCUUGACUGGGGCGGAAUCAGCUUCGAAUUGGACCGUGCAACAGAGGUGGACUUUCUGCAGGAAGCUCUGAUCGUCUCCAACGCCUCUACAGCGACUGGCGAGGACGAGGAUGCAGAGGAGAAACGGGUAUGGGCUAUGGGUCAGUUGAGCGGGAAGUUUGUCGUCACCCCCAAUUGGGAAGCCAUCCUGUGAACAAAGAGAGACAAAUGGCCGCGUCAUCAUGUCUAUUAAUAUUUAUUUUGCUCUUUUUCACUCUUCGUCAGGAGACCGUCUGACAUAGCCAGUUGUGUUUCCCCGUUGGCUAGUUACAUACCGGCCCUGGAAGGUGGA